Molecule: messenger RNA, 713 nt
Organism: Olea europaea var. sylvestris
Lineage: Eukaryota; Viridiplantae; Streptophyta; Magnoliopsida; Lamiales; Oleaceae
Product: jasmonic acid-amido synthetase JAR1-like
Exons: 2
Coding region: 72-593 (173 amino acids)
Cellular component (GO): cytoplasm
Molecular function (GO): acid-amino acid ligase activity
Source: RefSeq, a predicted model, not a curated record
UCAAGAUUGAUGAAGAGUACGAGAUCAUUGUAACCAAUUUUGCAGGGUUGUACCGGUAUAGGCUAGGAGACAUGGUCAAGGUUAAAGGAUUCCACAACUCGACCCCGGAGCUCCAAUAUAUUUGCCGGAGAAAUCUCCUACUUACGAUCAACAUCGAUAAGAACACAGAGAAAGAUUUGCAGCUGGCUGUAGAAGCAGCAGCCACUCUGCUAGAAAAGGAAAAACUCGAAGUAAUCGAUUUUACGAGUGGCAUCGACUCAUCGACCGAACCUGCACAUUAUGUUAUAUACUGGGAAUUAAGCAGCGAAGCGAGCAAUGAACUUCUUAAGGAAUGCUGCAACCGUUUAGACAGAUCAUUUCCUGAUGCAGGAUAUAUCGGUUCAAGAAAAGUAAAAACCAUUGGAGCACUUGAACUCAGAAUAUUGAAGAAUGGUACUUUUCAUAAGAUUUUGGAUCAUUUUGUGGAAUUAGGAGCUGCUGUUAGCCAAUUCAAAACACCUCGUUGCGUGGGGACAAAAAACCAGACAGUGUUGCAAAUUCUGCGCAAUAAUGUUAUCAAGAACUACUUUAGUUCUGCUUUUAGGAGUGUUUAAGUUUGUGAAAGUUGAUGUAAUAUGACUUGUAAUAAUUCAGCUGUCCUAGAUUUGACAGCAGUACGAGUCUGUACUUCCAAUACAUAAUUAUAGUUCUAGUUAUUGAUCUUAUUUUGUUUU